AUGGAUUACCCCGAUACCCAGCAGCGUUUGCUGCAUACCGGUUCCUUCACCGGCCUCCGCCCAAUGGAGAAUUUGCACGGCUACUUCAAACCCAAAUCGCAUCCCUUCUGCGCCGACCCCGAAGGAUGGGGCCCUCUCAGCCCGAUUCGCUACGACUUCACGCCUUGCUUCAUUGAUGUUUGGAUCGGGUCCGUUGCUGUCUUUAGCUUUCUAUUUGGCCCUCUAGCAAUUUGGUAUCUUCGUGGCAAGAACGACAACAAGACGCCCAAGGAUGCUGGCUACUGGCUCAAGCAGACACUCUUUGGAGUUUUAACCGCAUCUGUUCUCGUCCAGCUUCUCUUCCAGGUCAUGCAAUCCAACCGUCUCGACUUUCGCAUCGCCACCACAUUGCUGCUACUCGCUUCCUUCGUCGUCAUCUUCUAUAUCCAACACAUUGAGCACACUAGGAUCAGACACGCCAAUGGCGUCGUCCUUUUCUACUGGCUCUUUCUCAUGAUUGCACAGAGCGUCAAGCUUCGCUCUCUCAUCUCCCAGCAGCUCUACGUCCAUGAUCAACCCUACUUCAUCUCCUACUGUGUUGGGUUCGGCCUCUCUGCCGCCGAGUUCCUCGUUGAGUGGCUGUGGCCUCGUUUCGGGACCCCCAGCGACUAUCAUGCCAUUACCGACGAGGAUGAGUGCCCAGUCGAAUAUGCAACAGUCUUCUCCAUGCUCACAUUUUCUUGGAUGACCCCUAUGAUGCGUUUUGGCUACAAGACUUUCCUCACCGAGGACGAUCUCUGGGCUCUUGCCAAAGCCGACAAGACCAGCACGACUGGGCAGAGAUUUAGUGAUGCAUGGGAUCAUGAGAUGAAAAGUAGACCCAAGUCUCCUUCUCUUUGGCUUGUUCUCUUCCGUGCUUACGGAGGCCCUUAUGCCGUCGCAGCCAUUUUCAAGAUCUUGAAUGACAUGUCACAGUACAUUCAGCCUCAAUUACUUCGUCUGCUGCUCAGAUGGGUCCAAUCUUAUGAGACUGAUUCGCCCCAACCUGUUAUCAAGGGUGCCGCUCUCGCACUCGCCAUGUUUGCAUGUGCCAUUUUCCAGACCACCAUGGUGCACCAAUACUUCCAGCUUGCCUUCGAAACUGGUAUGCGCAUCAAGGGUGGCCUCGGCUCCAGCAUCUAUCGCAAGGCGCUCAAACUCUCCAACGAAGGUCGCUCCACCAAGUCGACUGGUGACAUUGUCAACUACAUGGCUGUCGACGCUCAGCGCCUUCAGGACCUGACACAGUUUGCCCAGCAGGCUUGGUCUGCUCCGUUUCAAAUCAUCAUCUGUAUGGUCUCCCUCUACAGCCUCGUGGGAUGGUCUAUGCUUGCGGGUAUUGCCGUCAUGAUCAUCAUGAUGCCCAUUCAGGGCUAUGUUGCAAGACUCAUGAAAAGGCUUCAGAAGGAACAGAUGAAGAACAAGGAUGCCAGAAGCCGUCUCAUCAACGAAAUCAUCACCAAUAUGAAGAGUAUCAAACUUUACUCUUGGGGCUCGGCCUUUAUGAACAAGCUUAACUUUGUGCGAAAUGAACAGGAGCUCAAGAAUCUCCGCAGGAUCGGUGCUACUCAGGCUAUUGCCAAUUUUACCUGGAACACGGCUCCCUUCUUCGUAUCUUGCUCAACCUUUACAUUUUUUGUCCUCACCCAAAACAAGCCGCUGACGACGGACAUUGUCUUCCCUGCUCUCGCACUCUUCAAUCUUUUGUCUUUCCCCUUGGCCGUCCUACCCAUGGUUAUCACAUCCAUUGUCGAAGCCUCUGUCGCUGUCGGUCGUCUCACCGACUUUUUCAACGCCGAGGAAGUUCAAUCCGAUGCCAUCACUGUUGGACCUGCUCCUACCAAGCUCGGCGAGGAGUCUGUCAUUAUCCGCGACGCCACCUUUUCCUGGAACCGCCACGAGGAUAAGAAUGCCCUUCAAGAUAUCAACUUCACCGCUUACAAGGGCGAGCUCUCUUGCGUUGUUGGCCGUGUCGGUGCCGGUAAAUCAUCCUUCCUCCAGAGCAUCCUCGGCGAUCUCUGGAAGGUCAAAGGUCGCGCAGAAGUCCGCGGCAAUGUGGCUUAUGCAUCCCAGCAAACUUGGGUGCUCAACGCCACUGUCAAGGAAAACAUUGUAUUUGGUUACCGCUACGACUCCGAGUUCUACGAAAAGACUGUCAAGGCUUGUGCUCUUCUCGAUGACUUUGCCCAGCUCCCCGAUGGUGACGAGACAGUCGUUGGUGAACGUGGCAUUUCCCUGAGUGGAGGACAAAAGGCUCGCGUUUCUCUCGCCCGAGCCGUGUACGCUCGUGCUGAUAUUUACCUACUUGACGACGUUCUGUCUGCCGUUGACUCUCAUGUUGGGCGACACAUCAUUGACAGCGUCCUCGGACCCCGCGGCUUGCUUGCUUCCAAGACCCGCAUCCUUGCUACCAACUCCAUCCCCGUCUUGCGCCAGGCAAGCUACAUUACUCUCCUCCGCGAUGGUGAGAUAGCUGAGCGUGGCUCCUACGACGAGCUAGUGGCCAAGAAAGGUCUCGUCGCUGACCUUCUACGCACUUCAUCUCAGGACUCCGACAAUGCUUCUGGAUCUUCCACGCCGCCUUCGAGCGAAUCUACCAUCCUUGGUGCCGACAGCAGCCAGGAUAAGGAGGAGCUGGAAGAGGCCAAGGAAGAUGUUCCUGAAUUGGCCUCUAUCAAGACUGCCAAGAUGGGACUCGCUGUGACUGACAAGGGUCGCUCUGGCAGCUUAGCUACUCUGCGCCGUGCCAGCACAGCAUCUUUCCGUGGUCCUCGCGGCAAGCUUACCGAUGAGGAGGUGACCCCCAGUCGCCGUACCUUGCAAAAAAAGGAAUUCGUCGAACAGGGCAAAGUCAAGUGGUCUGUCUACGGAGAAUAUGCCAAGGAGAACAAUGCGAUUGCCGUCUUUGUCUAUCUUACUGCCCUCCUCGCUGCUCAAACGGCCAACAUUGCUGCUGCUUUCUGGCUGCAGCAUUGGGCCGAUCAGAACCGUGACAAGGGCACCAACGAGAAGGUUGGCACGUACAUUGGCAUCUACUUUGCGAUUGGUAUUUCGUCUUCUGCUCUUACUGUCGUCCAAACCUUGGUACUUUGGAUUUUCUGCUCCAUCGAAGCCUCGCGCAAGCUGCACGAGCGCAUGGCCAACGCAAUUUUCCGUUCUCCCAUGUCCUUCUUUGAUACCACCCCCACUGGACGUAUCCUCAACAGAUUCUCCAGCGAUAUCUACAAGGUUGAUGAGAUUCUUGCUCGUGUCUUUAACAUGCUCUUCAACAACGUUGCGCGCUCUGGAUUCACCAUUUUGGUCAUUUCUUACACGACACCUCCGUUUGCAGCAUUCAUUAUUCCUCUAGGUCUGGCGUAUUACUGGAUCCAGCGCUACUACCUCCGCACUUCGCGUGAGCUGAAGCGCCUUGACAGUGUCAGUCGCAGUCCUAUCUACGCUCACUUUCAGGAGUCUCUUGGCGGCCUCACCACAAUCCGUGCGUACCGUCAGCAGGAGCGUUUCCGCCUCGAGAAUGAAUGGCGUCUCGACGCCAAUCUUAAGGCUUACUUCCCGUCCAUCAGCGCCAACAGAUGGCUUGCUAUACGCUUAGAAGUCAUGGGCGCCGUUGUCAUCUUGGCCGCUGCUGGACUUGCCAUCAUUGCUGUUGCCAGCGGCUCUGGCCUCGGAGACGGCCCCAUUGGUCUUUCGCUGUCUCAAGCCCUGCAAAUCACCACUUCUCUGAACUGGAUUGUUCGACAGACUGUCGAGGUUGAGACCAACAUCGUCUCGGUCGAGCGUGUUCUCGAGUAUGCCGCGCUGCCCAGCGAGGCUCCCGAGGUGAUUGCCAACCACCGCCCACCUGUGGCCUGGCCUGCUAAGGGCGAGGUUGAGUUCCAUAACUAUAGCACUCGCUACCGUGAGGGGCUUGAUCUGGUACUCAAGAAUAUCAAUCUGCACAUCAAGUCGCAUGAAAAGAUUGGUGUUGUUGGUCGCACAGGAGCGGGCAAGUCGUCACUCACGCUGGCUCUGUUCCGUCUGAUUGAGCCUGCCAUGGGCUACAUCGGCAUCGACAACCUGAAUACGUCAUCCAUCGGUCUGCUGGAUCUUCGUCGCAGACUUGCCAUAAUUCCACAAGAUGCCGCUCUGUUUGAGGGCAACGUGCGCGAUAACCUGGACCCCGGACACGUCCAUGACGAUACGGAGCUAUGGAGCGUUCUCGAUCACGCUCGUCUCAAGGAUCACGUCAAGAAUAUGGACGGUGGCCUCGAGGCCAGAAUUACUGAAGGAGUGUUUUUCUCGCUAGGAUCGAACCUUUCCCAGGGCCAACGGCAGCUGGUGUCUCUGGCACGCGCGAUGCUGACUCCGUCCAACAUUCUGGUGCUGGACGAGGCGACGGCCGCCGUGGACGUGGAGACGGACGCGAUGCUGCAGGCGACGCUGCGGACGCCGCUAUUUGCCAACCGCACCAUCAUCACCGUGGCGCACCGCCUGAAUACCAUUGUGGACAGCGACCGCGUCAUUGUCCUGGACAAGGGCGAGGUGGUCGAGUUUGACACGCCCGCGGUGCUGUACAAGAAGCAGGGCCACUUUUACAGUCUCAUGAAGCAGGCGGGUCUCGAGGUGGAAUGA
Molecule: messenger RNA, 4629 nt
Organism: Beauveria bassiana ARSEF 2860
Lineage: Eukaryota; Fungi; Ascomycota; Sordariomycetes; Hypocreales; Cordycipitaceae
Product: ABC transporter transmembrane region
Exons: 4
Coding region: 1-4629 (1542 amino acids)
Biological process (GO): transmembrane transport
Cellular component (GO): membrane
Molecular function (GO): ATP hydrolysis activity; ATP binding; ABC-type transporter activity
Source: RefSeq, a predicted model, not a curated record